This is a messenger RNA of Lolium perenne, 642 nucleotides long. Lineage: Eukaryota; Viridiplantae; Streptophyta; Magnoliopsida; Poales; Poaceae. The record is from RefSeq and is a predicted model, not a curated record.
AUGCCUGCCGUAGCUUCUUCUUCCUCCGUUGGAGGAUCUUCAUCAGUCUUCACGCGGCCUCACAAGCCGUCGCUCGACCAAGUGCAUGCUUGGAUUUUUAACUCCAAGGACUCUGUCGCCGGUAAUUGCAAGAUCGGCACUAGUUUUUGGGGUCAGAUACCUGAAACCUUCAACUCUACCUCCGAGCCUGCCCGUGGUCGGACCUCCAAGCAACUGAAGGAUCAUUGGAACGCCUACAACAAGGAGGUGUCCCUGUUCAAUGGAUACUACAUCCAAGAAUCAGGGUUACGUCAGAGUGGAGCAGACGAUGAUAUGGUCAUGAAGGCGGCAAUGGAGAGGUACGCCGUAGACAAAAGAGUGACUCACCCGUUCAGACGGCACCACUGGUGGGAAGCUGUUCGCAAUGAAGCGAAGUGGAAAGGACAACAUGGUUCUGGUAGUGUAACCGAUUCCACAUCGAAGAGAAGCCGUCUGGGAGUUUCUGGUGAGUACAGCUCCGGCGACGCGACUACGGAGGAGGAGCGUCCACCGGGCCGCGAUUGGGCCAAGGCCGCGGCUAUCCGCUAUGUUCUUCAUCAUGAGGCCUACACGCUGACUGCUCAUAUGAACGUGCCCUUCAAACAUCAUCGUCGCGUGAGCUGA